Messenger RNA from Teleopsis dalmanni, 5778 nucleotides. RefSeq names its product protein sax-3. Gene Ontology annotation, biological process: axon guidance; cell-cell adhesion. The record is from RefSeq and is a predicted model, not a curated record. Gene Ontology annotation, cellular component: axon; plasma membrane. Lineage: Eukaryota; Metazoa; Arthropoda; Insecta; Diptera; Diopsidae. The transcript has 14 exons. Gene Ontology annotation, molecular function: protein binding. The coding region runs from base 551 to 5386 and encodes 1611 amino acids.
CAGUUGCUAUUAGAUUGCCGGGCGGUUCGGAUGCGAUGUAUUGCGCAGCGCGAGUUCUUUAAACAAAACAUUCAGUUCAAAUAAUGUUUCGGAUCAAACAAAAUGUCAACAUUUAAUACGAAAGUUGAAUUAAUAAUUUAAAAACAAAAUGAAUAGUUUUGUGCAAUAUGUGGUAUUUGAGUGACAAAAUUUAUAAUAAAACGAUGCCAUAAAAUUGUACUUAGUUUUGAGAAAAUCGUAUUCUGUGCGUUGAAAAUUUCAAAAAAAAAAAAAAUAAUUUGAAUAAAAAAAAAACAAUACAAAAUAUAAAUGUUCAAACAAUUAAACUAAAAAGAUUUAAAUAAAUAAAAUUUAUUUAAAUAAAAAUUAAUUACUACUUUUGUGUUGUGUGUAAGUAGUGUGUGAAGUAGGCAUAAGAACUGCUUGGAAUAAUUAAGAACCGCAGCUGGCGUCAAAGAAUUGAAUUGGCCAGUUUGCAGGCAACUUUAAUUAAUCGGGAAAUAUCAUAAAUUGCAGAAGUUGCAGAAGUAGUGCGUUUUGAAUCAUUAAAAUGCAGUCCAAUUUGCAUACGAAAUAUCCAACUAACAAAACUAAACGCAACAAAACACUCAAACGCAGCAACAAAACUAACCUACACAAGAACAACACUGAAGAAGCUAACCAUGGCGUAAAGUAUGCGACAAUCGCCAUUGCUACACCAAAAAAAUGUAGUAAUGGCAACUGGAAGCAGGGCACUUACUUACCGUUGCUGUCGCCGCCGCUGUCGCCGUUGCCUUCGACGAUGCCUUGGCUGUGUUUCUUGUUCUUCUUAUUAGUCAGCGGUGGCUUGGAUGGAUUUAAGAAAGUUGCUGCACUUAAGGGUGAAAACCCACGCAUCAUUGAGCACCCCAUGGACAUGACUGUGCCAAAAAAUGGACCAUUCACAUUUAACUGUAAAGCGGAGGGUAGCCCAACACCAUCAGUUCAAUGGUUUAAGGAUGGUCAUGAACUCAAAGCUGAUACGGGAUCACAUCGCAUUAUAAUGCCAACUGGUGAUUUAUUUUUCCUUAAGGUCAUGCACACGCGACGGGAAAGCGAUGCUGGGAUGUAUUGGUGCCAAGCGAAGAAUGAGUUUGGAGUGGUGCGUUCGCGUAACGCCACACUGCAAGUUGCAUUUUUGCGUGAUGAAUUUCGGCUCGUACCGCAGAAUAUGCGUUAUGCCCAAGGUGCCAAUGCCAUAAUGGAAUGUGGCGCACCGCGCGGUUUUCCAGAACCGCAAAUUUCAUGGCGUAAGAAUGGGCAAACAAUGAAUUUAAAUGGCAACAAACGUAUACAAAUUGUUGAUGGUGGCAAUUUGGCCAUUCAGGAUGCACGCCAAUCCGAUGACGGACGAUACCAAUGCGUUGCCAAGAAUGUUGCUGGAACGCGCGAAUCGGCUACGGCAUACCUAAAAGUACAUGUACGCCCUUUUUUAAUACGAGGACCACAGAAUCAAACUGUUGUUGUUGGCAAUUCGGUUAUCUUUCAGUGUCGCAUUGGUGGUGAUCCAUUACCGGAUGUCCUGUGGCGACGUUCCGGUGGAAAUAUGCCGUUAGCACGCGUGAAAGUACUUUCGGAUCGCAGUCUUAGAUUGGACAAUGUUACCUUGGAGGAUAUGGGCGAGUAUAGUUGCGAAGCGGAUAAUGAUGUUGGCUCAAUAAGUGCGACUGGCGUUCUAACAGUACACGCGCCACCAUCAUUCACUAUACGCCCCAGAAAUCAGCUCGUAAAAAUCGGCAAUGAAGUAGUCUUUGAGUGUCAAGCAACUGGUUAUCCGAAACCUACAAUCUACUGGUCUGUUGAAGGUAACAGCUCUUUGCUUUUUCCUGGUUACAAAGAUGGACGUGUCGAGGUAACGCUGACACCUGAAAGACGUUCCGUUCUCUGGAUAUUACAUUUUGCACGUGAAGAUUCUGGAAAAGUUGUUGUAUGUAAUGCGCUCAAUGCUGUUGGCAGUGUUAGCAGUCGUACUGUUAUCACAGUGGACACACAAUAUGAUCUCCCACCACCAAUCAUAGAGCAGGGUCCUGUAAACCAAACCUUACCUGUAAAAUCUGGUGUUACUUUACCAUGUCGAACAAUCGGCAUUCCUAUGCCUGAAGUAGCUUGGUAUCUCAAUGGUAUACCCAUUGAUGUCAUCGAACAUGAGAGACGCAAUUUAUCGGAGACAGGUGCACUAACAAUUUCCGACUUGCAACGCAGUGAAGACGAGGGUUUAUAUACUUGUGUGGCCAGCAAUCGUAAUGGAAAAACAUCUUGGAGUGGUUAUUUACGCGUAGAUACACCUACAAAUCAUUAUAUUAAGUUUUAUCGUGCACCUGAACUUACAAUGUAUCCGGGGCCACCAGGCAAACCACAAGUAGUCGAAACAACAGAUGAUAGUGUGACUUUGUCUUGGGUGCGUAGCAAUAAAGUUGGAGCGUCAAGCUUAGUUGGUUAUGUGGUGGAAAUGUUUGCUAAAAAUGAAACGGACAGUUGGGUUAAGGUAGCGACACGUGUGCACAAUACGACAUACACACAAAUGGAAUUACUGCCUGGCGUUAAUUAUUACUUUCUCAUAAGAGCUGAAAACUCGCACGGAUUAUCACUCCCAAGUCCUAUAUCGGAACCUAUUGUAGUUGGCACGAAAUACUUUAAUAGUGGUUUGGAUUUAAGUGAAGCACGGGCGAGUCUUCUAUCUGGGGAUGUUGUGGAAUUGAAUAAUGUAACCAAUGUGGAUUCUACCAGUAUGAAAUUAACCUGGCAGGUAAUCAACGCUAAAUAUGUUGAAGGUUUCUAUAUAUACGCACGACAGUUGCCUGAUUCGGCUUACAAUACAGCAUCAACUCCUUUAAAUAGCAACAUUGCAAACGUUAAUCCUUUGCUAACAUCACGUAACAGUUACUCUUCAGCAGUAGUGUCAUCGCAAUCAUCAUCAUCGUCCGUAUCAGCAUCUUCCUCAACAGGAAUGAUUCCAGCUAAGCCCAACUUUGCUGCUGCCAGACGUGAUGCCUCAAAUACCGCAGACUUUUCAGACGCAUCAACAACCGCACAGAGCAGCACCACAUAUCGCAUGUUAACAAUACUGAACGGCGGCACUGCCUCAUCGUGCACAUUGACAGGUCUUCUGCAGUACACGUUGUACGAAUUUUUCAUCGUGCCAUUUUACAAAUCCGUCGAGGGUAAACCAUCGAAUUCACGCAUAUCGCGCACUCUGGAAGAUAUUCCGAAUGACGCACCAUUUGGCAUGGAAGCAAUACUGCUUAAUUCUUCAGCUGUGUUCCUGAAAUGGAAGGCACCAAAACUCAAAGCUGAGCAUGGUAUUCUACUUUUCUAUCAUGUCAUUGUGCGCGGCAUUGAUACGGCUCACAAUUUUUCGCGCAUUUUAACAAAUGUCACCAUUGACGCUGCCUCGCCUACCCUUGUCCUGGCUAAUUUAACUGAGGGUGUGAUGUACACAGUAAGCGUUGCAGCUGGGAAUAAUGCUGGCGUCGGUCCCUAUUGUACGCCUGCCACGCUACGUUUAAAUCCACUUACGAAACUUCUGGAUCCGUUUAUUAAUCAAAGGUAUACUAUUAAUCAAGAUCAUGCGGAUGAUGUAGUGACACAACCUUGGUUCAUUAUUUUGUUGGGAGCUAUAUUGGCCAUUAUGAUGCUAUCCUUUGGUGCAAUGGUCUUUGUAAAACGCAAGCACAUCAUGAUGAAGCAAUCCGCUUUGAGUACCAUGCGAGGUUCUCAUCACUCCAAUGAUGUGUUGAAAAUGCCUAACUUAUCCCGGAAUGGUAAUGGCUUCUGGCUAGAUGCAACGGCUGGUGGCAUGGUGUGGCGUACUUCUCCUAGCGGUGAUACGUUAGACUUGCAAAAGGAUCAAAUCGCUGAUUAUGCACCAGUUUGUUUAUCGACUAAUGGCAGCGGAAAUUCAUCACAAGAUCAAAUUGCAAAUGGCGAGCGAACGCAACAAAGAUACGUUGGCGAAUAUUCAAAUAUUCCGACAGACUAUGCAGAGGUGUCGAGUUUUGGUAAAGCGCCGAGUGAGUAUGGAGGUAUGCAACGGAAUAAUACAUCAUCACCGGCGCCCUAUGCAACAUCGUCCAUAUUGAAUAGCAACGAUGAACAGCCACGUUAUCAGCAACGUCCAGGUUAUGCAGCCCAACACCAACGUCAACAACACCAAAAACAACAACAAUUGCAAAUAAUACAGCACCAACGUCCCAUACAACAGAGUCACUACCAUCACCAGCAACAGCAGCAGCAGCAACAACAGCAAUCGCAGCAACAAAAUUCAAUUGGCAACAUUUAUCAGCAAAUGUCUACCACAAGCGAAAUUUAUCCGAGCAAUGUGGGCAAUCGAUCAGUUUAUUCGGAACAAUAUUAUUAUCCCAAGGAGAAAAUGAAUAUUACUGAGAAUAAACUUAGCAAUUGUCAUACUUAUGACUCUGUGUCGAAUCAACAACAUUUGGCUGGUGCCGGUACGCUCAAACGGAAUGUAGCAGGCAUAAAUCAAAGUGGACGCUUCAAAGUAUUAAACACUCAACCCCAAAACUUUCAAAUGCAUGCAACACCCGGCAACGCCUCCAAUACAGUACCCGCUAAAACAACAAUAACUGCAGCAAUUUGCGAAAAACAACAAAAAUUCAAUUCAUUAAAUAACAACAGCAGUUCCACUGGUUCAGGUAGUGCAGUCGGUAAUGUUGGUAAUGUUGGUGGUGGUGGUGUUGGCGUUGGCAUUGGUAUUGGUGUUGGUGUUGGUGUUGGUGUUGUUAACGGCAAUGACAAUCGAAGUUGCAACACACCAGAUCUAACAACAAUUUCUAAGAAUUUGAUGGAUUUAGACAGCUCUUCUUUCUGUUACAAUGGUAUGGCAGAUUCCGGUUGCGGUGGUUCACCUUCGCCAAUGGCUAUGUUAAUGUCACACGAUGACGAGCAUGUUCUAUAUCACACAGCAGAUGGUAAUAUUGAUGAUAUAGAACGUCUAUAUGUUAAAGUCGAUGAUGAACACCAGUAUGCAGUACAACAACCGCAACCACAACAGCAACAGCAUCAGCAUCAACCCCAAAUGUUGCCCAUGUCUGCAACGACUGCAAUGCAUCCUAACGCCAAUGGUGCUAACGAUAACGCUUUCAAUAACUGGCGUGUGCAGCCAAUACGUGCUUCCUACAAUCGCGGUGCUGGUAUUAAGAGUAACAGUAGCAUUGGUGGCAGCAGCUCGUUGAGUUCUUGCUCCGAAACCAAUGAAGACCGUCAACAACAGCUACAGAAAGUGUUGGCAACAAACUCGAUUUGCAAUGAGAACGACCUAAUCUAUGCACCCGGCAGUGUAGCUAGCGAACGCAGCUUGCUUAGCAAUACGGGUAGUUCAAAUGAUCAGCAACAGCUGCACAAUGUGUGACCUCCGCUGGAGUUGAGAACUGCGGUUAAUGCGCCAGGUAUAAGCAGACAAGAAGAUUAUUACGCACGGGAAGUCAAGGAAUUGCUCGAAUGGUGCGAACGUUUCAAUAAUGGAACAAAAGAAAAUUUUCAAAAUAACUAAUAUAAAUUAUUAUAAUAUUGAUAAUUACUAAAUUUAAUUAUAAUUAAUUAUACUUAAGUACAUAUAGUCCAAGCUGAUUAUAUGUAUUGAUUAUGCCCAUUUCAGCAAACGGAAUGUGUAAUUUUAAUAGAAGUGCCAUGUACGACUCAAUUGCUAAAAUAUUAAUUCAAUUAAAUAUCAUAAUAAGACAAUUAAUUUUUGUAAUUAAUACAAAAAAUUAAUUGAAUUAAUUAAUUAAUUACUCAAAAUGU